GAUGCUCCAGACCUUGUAUGACUACUUCUGGUGGGAACGGCUAUGGCUCCCCGUGAACUUAACCUGGGCUGACCUCGAAGACCGGGAUGGACGCACUUACGCCAAGGCCUCGGACCUCUACAUCACACUGCCCAUGGCCUUACUUUUCCUCAUCGUUCGCUAUUUAUUUGAACUUUACAUAGCUACGCCACUGGCUGCACUUCUGAACGUAAAGGCGAAAACUCGGCUGCGGGCACCUCCUAAUCCUACCUUGGAGCAUUUCUACCUGACCAGUGGCAAGCAGCCCAAGCAGGUGGAGGUAGAGCUGUUGUCACGCAAGAGUGGGCUCUCUGGCCGUCAGGUAGAGCGAUGGUUCCGCCGCCGCCGCAACCAGGAUCGGCCCAGUCUCCUCAAGAAGUUCCGAGAAGCCAGCUGGAGAUUUACGUUUUAUCUGGUUGCGUUCAUUGCGGGAAUGGCUGUCAUUGUGGAUAAACCCUGGUUCUAUGACCUGAAGAAAGUUUGGGAGGGGUAUCCCAUACAGAGCAUCAUCCCUUCCCAGUAUUGGUACUACAUGAUUGAACUUUCUUUCUACUGGUCCCUGCUCUUCAGCGUUGCCUCGGAUGUCAAAAGAAAGGAUUUCAAGGAACAGAUCAUCCACCACGUGGCCACUAUCAUCCUCAUCAGCUUCUCCUGGUUUGCCAAUUACAUCCGGGCUGGAACACUCAUCAUGGCUGUGCACGACUCCUCUGACUACCUGCUAGAGUCAGCCAAGAUGUUUAACUAUGCGGGAUGGAAGAACACCUGCAACAGUAUCUUCAUCGUCUUCGCUGUAGUCUUCAUCAUCACUCGGCUGGUCAUCCUGCCCUUCUGGAUCCUGCACUGCACCACAGUGUACCCUCUGGAGCUCUAUCCUGCCUUCUUCGGCUAUUACUUCUUCAAUUCCAUGAUGGGAGUGCUUCAGCUGCUGCACAUCUUCUGGGCCUACCUCAUUUUGCGCAUGGCCUACAAGUUCUUAACUGGAAAGGUGGUAGAAGAUGAACGCAGUGACCGGGAGGAAACAGAAAGCUCUGAGGGGGAGGAAGCUACAGCUGGGGGAGGGGCCAAGAGCCGACCCCUUGCCAACGGCCACCCCAUCCUCAAUAAUCACCACAAGAAUGACUGAACCACGGUCCCUGCUGCUCCCAGAUUGUCCAGUACAGCCAAGCACUGCCCCCUCUCCCCACAGGGUCACUGUCAGCUCUGGGGAGAAAGCAGAGUGCUCCACGUCUACCCCCUCGCUUCUGUGUCACCCAAUUGCCUUCAAACCAAAUUCUCACUUAGCUUCCUCUCAUGUGGAGGGGAGGCUGGUUCUAUCCUGCUCGAGGGGAAUGAUUUCUUUCCUCUCUAUCCUUUAAGGUGUCCGUUCCCAUUGUUUUGAGACCCUUCCUCAACUGGAGGGGUGGGCUUUACCGUUCACAUUCCUUAUACUCCAGAAUUUGGCCCUGUUUUUUGCCUUUGACUCCCUGACCUCCAGGGUCAGGGUUGUGCCUUAUUGUCCCAUCUGUGGGCCUCAUUCUGCCAAAGUUGGAUCACCUUUCUAAGUGCCCCGAGUGGGCCAGGAAACCAAAGCUGAGCUGCCUUGAACCUCUUCCCUUCUGAGACACAUGUGGACUGAGAGUAGGAGGGCGCACACAGCCCUGACCCUCCCUACCUCUGCCAAAAGUGGGGCCUGUGCGGACAGUUCCUCGUAUCACUUCUCUGCCAGCCACCCCUGUAGCCACAAGUCCAAGAUCCAGCUGCCCUUCUCCGGCAUCUUCCUUUUCUCUUCAGCUAGGCAAGCUGUUGGAGUAGAAUGGCAACUAGUUUUAAUUUUAUUUAUUAAACGUGGGAUUUUGGUUUUAAAGCCAGAAUUACAGCAUCUGGCAUUUCAGCAGAGGGACCAUUUUCAGACCAAAUGUACUGUUAAUGAUUUUUUUAAUUAAAAUAUAUUAAAGUUUAAGUAAAACAUGGCAACAUAUGUUUGAGACUAUUAGGAACUGAGAAAGGGAUAAACUAAAUAAACUAAGAUGAUCUUC
Molecule: messenger RNA, 2033 nt
Organism: Echinops telfairi (small Madagascar hedgehog)
Lineage: Eukaryota; Metazoa; Chordata; Mammalia; Afrosoricida; Tenrecidae
Gene: CERS2
Product: ceramide synthase 2
Exons: 10
Coding region: 2-1141 (379 amino acids)
Biological process (GO): ceramide biosynthetic process
Cellular component (GO): membrane
Molecular function (GO): sphingosine N-acyltransferase activity; DNA binding
Source: RefSeq, a predicted model, not a curated record